AACAACCUUCCCUCUACAUAGCCCACCAGACUCCAACCCCACCAUUCUCACCUUCAGAAAACUCAUCCACGCUCUCCAAGUCAACAAUGGCAUUCUUUCCUCGAGGCAAAAUUGCAGUUGGGGUGGUCAACGCCGAAGGGAAGAGCGUCUUCGAGGACGACCUGGUCGCCGAAAUCCAGAACUUACCCGGCGACGCCACGAUCCGACGAGUCUUCAAGGUCGACAAAGUCCCCGUCCCUAACAUCCAUUACGUGGGUGCACAUGCUCUGGACGGCAUUGCCAACGAAGCCGGCCUGGAAUGGGUGGAAUGUGAAAUGCCCGCGGGAGCGAAGAGUCCGAUGCACACGACGCCGUCGAUCGAUUUCGGCACCAUCAUCACGGGCGAAGUCACACUGAUUCUCGACUCGGGCGAGGAAAAGACACUCAAACCGGGAGACUUGUAUGUUUUGAAGGCGGCUGCGCACGCCUGGGAGAAUAGGACGUCUCAGUCUCUUCGCUUUUCUUCCAUACUGGCUGCAUCGCGCCCUGGAGCUGUAUAGGAGGCCGGAUAGAGAAGUUUGAAUCUGCACAUCCCGAGCUGGAUCUAAAGUUCAAUGCGAAUGAGAUAAGCCAUCUGCCAGAAUGUCUAUGUUGUGCAUGGGCAGAGUCGGGAGUAUGUAGUGAGGAUAAAGAUGAUUAAGCAAACCCUCGUACUCCUGUC
Exophiala mesophila is the source of this 700-nucleotide messenger RNA. RefSeq lists its product as uncharacterized. Lineage: Eukaryota; Fungi; Ascomycota; Eurotiomycetes; Chaetothyriales; Herpotrichiellaceae. Bases 87 to 539 code for a protein of 150 amino acids. The transcript is spliced from 2 exons. The record is from RefSeq and is a predicted model, not a curated record.